AUGCCUGGACGAUAUUUAUCAACUCGGGACAAAGAAAAAUUUUGUGGAAGCGCGAGAAAAAGGAAUUCAGAGGAAAGAUGUAUACACGGAACUCGGCGAGAAGCAGGUACGAGUGGAAGAAUUGCGCAGAUUGAUGUACACGGAGCUCGGCGAGCGGCUGUUCAAAGCGGCAGAAUUACGCCAAGAGAUUGCAAUGGAGAAAGCAAAGCGCAUAAUGACCAAACGGAACUAACUAUUCUC
This is a messenger RNA of Mesorhabditis belari, 240 nucleotides long. Lineage: Eukaryota; Metazoa; Nematoda; Chromadorea; Rhabditida; Rhabditidae. The record is from the annotation of a GenBank genome assembly.